CCAGCUCAGGUGGUGCGGGUCUGACGGCCAGGGUGGCUGGCUCCUAGAUGGUCGGACAAGGAAGUUCCCCCAAGGGCAACUGCCUGCCGAUCCCGGUUGCAAGAGAACGCCCACUCCUCCUCACCGCGAGCCGGUCCGGAGGGUAGUGGAGCCGCCCGAGGGCGAUCAGGGCUCGGGGUGAAGAAACACUGGAGAGGCAGGGCCGGUGCCCUCGGGCGAGGGGCGGCAGGAGCCCGCCCCGGCCCCCGGGGCCGCGCGAGAACAGGCGGGGCGGCCCCCGCGCCGCCUCCGCGAUCGAUGUAUGGGCACUCGACAGCGGCAGAGGAGGCAGCGGCGAUGGCGCUGAGCGGGGUACGGGUGCUGGAGCUCGCCGGGCUGGCGCCCGCGCCACUCUGCGGGAUGAUCCUCGCCGACUUCGGAGCGCAGGUGGUGCGAGUCGACCGCCUGUCCCAGUCCGCCGCGGCCUUGGCGCACGGAGACGUGCAGGCCCGCGGGAAGCGCUCUUUGGCGCUAGACCUGAAGCAGCCGCAGGGCGCCGCGGUGCUGAGGCGGCUGUGCGGCAGGGCGGACGUGCUUAUCGAGCCCUUCCGCCACGGUGUCAUGGAAAGACUUGGUCUUGGCCCAGAGGUCCUUCUACAGGAGAAUCCCAGACUCAUCUAUGCUAGACUUACUGGUUUUGGCCAGACAGGAAAAUAUGCCAAGUCUGCGGGUCAUGACAUCAAUUACUUGGCUUUAUCAGGUGUGCUGUCAAAGCUGGGUAGAAAGAAUGAAAAUCCUUAUGCACCUGUAAACCUUCUGGCUGAUUUUGCUGGUGGGGGUGUCAUGUGUGCACUGGGCAUUGUUAUAGCCCUCUUUGAACGUGCCAGAUCUGGCAGAGGGCAGGUCAUUGAUGCAAGUAUGGUAGAAGGAGUAGCAUACCUAAGUUCUUUCCUGUGGAAGUCACAAAAUUUGGGACUUUGGAGCCAGCCUCGAGGUGAAAACCUGCUAGAUAGUGGUGCGCCUUUUUAUGAAAUCUACAGGACCUCUGAUGGAAAAUUCAUGGCUGUUGGUGCCAUUGAGCCUAAAUUUUAUAACCAGUUAAUAAAAGGUCUUGGGCUAAAUUUAGAUGAACUCCCUUCUCAGAUGAGUUUCUCCCACUGGCCUGAAAUGAAGAAAAAAUUCGCAUCCAUAUUUGCACAGAAGACGCAGGAUGAGUGGUGCAGCAUAUUUGAUAGCACUGAUGCCUGUGUGACCCCUGUUUUAUCCUUCAAGGAUGCUGCCUCACAUCAGCAUAACAAAGAAAGAAAUUCUUUUAUCAAAAAUGAUGAGGAAGAGAUAAGUCCUAGACCUGCUCCUGUUCUAUCAAGGACUCCUGCUGUUCCAUCAUGUAAGAGAGAUCCUUUUAUAGGAGAGCACACAGAGGAGAUACUUCUAGAAUAUGGGUUUACUAAGCAAGAGAUUGAUAAACUUCAUUCUGAUAAAGCAAUAGAAUUGAAGGACCUAAAAGCUAAUUUAUAAUCUCUUGACUGUGCAUAUCAGAUAAAUUUCAGGCUGAUAGUGUAAGCUUUUAUGCUUUAAAAUUGAACUAUAUGACACAUAAAUUUUGGCAUAAUAUUAAUUUUAAAUAAUUUAUAUUUUUUAAAUUAUUGACAUUUUAAAUUUAAUUUGAAAACAGACUUACAUUGAUCUGUUUUCUAGAAUGAUACUACAGUUGUGAUCUGAAGGUCUACGUAGUUUACUUUUUAAGCACCUGUAAACUCUCAGAAUGUUUAAAUAUUGUGUCCUUUGGUUUGAUUAUUUUAAUUCUUGGUUACACCAUUGAUUUGCAAUACAUGUUGUAAUUACCUGAAAGCAAUUAUUUUAAUAAAAUGUAGUUAUAUUCUUCUUAAA
Messenger RNA from Vidua macroura (Pin-tailed whydah), 1869 nucleotides. It is a transcript of the gene AMACR, whose product is annotated as alpha-methylacyl-CoA racemase. Gene Ontology annotation, cellular component: mitochondrion. Gene Ontology annotation, biological process: bile acid metabolic process. Gene Ontology annotation, molecular function: alpha-methylacyl-CoA racemase activity. Bases 298 to 1497 code for a protein of 399 amino acids. The record is from RefSeq and is a predicted model, not a curated record. The transcript is spliced from 5 exons. NCBI's taxonomy places the organism in Eukaryota, Metazoa, Chordata, Aves, Passeriformes, Viduidae.